Molecule: messenger RNA, 1831 nt
Organism: Daucus carota subsp. sativus
Lineage: Eukaryota; Viridiplantae; Streptophyta; Magnoliopsida; Apiales; Apiaceae
Product: cystathionine gamma-synthase 1, chloroplastic
Exons: 11
Coding region: 187-1719 (510 amino acids)
Biological process (GO): transsulfuration
Cellular component (GO): chloroplast
Molecular function (GO): cystathionine gamma-synthase activity; pyridoxal phosphate binding
Source: RefSeq, a predicted model, not a curated record
CAGUAUACGAGUACCAAAAAAUCUGAGUCAGCCGAUAGGAAAGACGUUAGUAUAUAAUAAAUUUAAAAUCAAUUAGAACGCCAAGGGUUUCUACCAACCAAAAAAGAAGGCCGGCGGCGGUGGUCACUCACGGCGGCGCUCUCGAUCUCCAGAUCUCCCAACCUCUCUCACACCAACAAAUCCGCGAUGGCCGUCUCUCUCUCCACUUGCUACGGCAUGAGGGCAUUUCCGUCAUUUGAGUGCCGCUCAGAUCCCGACUUUUCCGGCCCGGAAAUCCCCACUUCCGACGGCAGAUCCAGAUUCACCUCGAAGAUCUCCAAAUCUCACGGCUCUCUCGGUCUGUCUUCGUUGAUAUUGCGCUUCCCUCCCGACUUCGUUCGUCAAUUGAGCAACAAAGCUCGCAGGAAUUGCAGCAACAUCGGUGUUGCGCAAGUCGUUGCUGCGUCUUGGUCGAACAAUCAGCCUCCGAAAUCCGUGGCCACUGACUCCGCCAACGGAAGCGUCGUUGAAGAGAUCGAGGUGGUUAAUCCUCUCUCUUUCUUGUCCUCCGAUGGGAGUCUCGCUAUUCAUGCCGGUGAAAGGCUAGGCCGCGGCAUUGUCACGGAUGCAAUAACUACUCCAGUAGUUAAUACUUCUGCUUACUUCUUUAAAAAGACUUCUGAUCUCCUCGACUUUAAGGAGAAAAGAAGUGUGAGCUUUGAAUAUGGGCGCUAUGGGAAUCCUACUACUGUGGUUGCAGAGGAGAAGAUCAGUGCACUGGAAGGGGCUGAAUCAACCCUCUUAAUGGCUUCUGGAAUGUGUGCAAGUACUGCUUUGUUGUUGGCACUGGUCCCAGCUGGUGGGCAUCUGGUGACUACCACUGAUUGCUACCGGAAGACUCGGAUUUUUAUUGAAACAAUACUUCCCAAGAUGGGUAUCAAGGCCACAGUUAUUGACCCUGCGGACAUGGAAGGCCUUGAAGCUGCUCUGGAGGAGAACAAUGUUAGUUUGUUCUUUACAGAGUCACCAACGAACCCAUUCCUGAGAUGUGUUGACAUAGAGCUGGUGUCAAAAAUGUGCCACAGUAAAGGAGCCCUUGUCUGUAUAGAUGGAACAUUUGCCACCCCUCUGAAUCAAAAAGCCCUUGCUCUAGGGGCAGAUAUUGUCCUGCAUUCUGCGACAAAAUUUAUCGGAGGGCACAAUGAUGUACUUGCAGGUUGUAUUAGUGGUUCGAUGGAGUUGAUUUCUACUGUUCGUAAUUUGCAUCAUAUUCUUGGUGGUGCUUUAAACCCGAAUGCUGCUUAUCUUAUCCUUCGAGGUAUGAAGACCCUGCAUCUUCGUGUACAGCAUCAAAAUUCUACGGCCUUGAGGAUGGCCGAAAUUUUAGAGGCACAUCCCAAGGUGAAGCGUGUCUAUUAUCCAGGUCUGAAAAGUCAUCCAGAACAUCAUAUCGCAGUCCGUCAAAUGACUGGUUUUGGUGGUGUAGUCAGUUUUGAGGUUGAUGGUGACUUACAUACCACUGCGAAGUUCAUUGACAAUCUGAAAAUUCCAUACAUUGCCCCUUCCUUUGGAGGAUGCGAGAGCAUUGUGGACCAGCCAGCAAUCAUGUCUUACUGGGAUCUGAGUCAAGCAGACAGGGCCAAGUAUGGGAUCUUUGACAAUUUGGUUCGGUUCAGCUUUGGUGUCGAAGAUUUUGAAGAUCUGAAGACUGACAUUCUUCAGGCCCUAGAGGCCAUAUAGGCAAUUAACAUGCCCGUGUUUUUUUUUUUAAUAUUGAAUUUCCAGAAAUUGUUUCUGCAUUAUUUAUGUUUUAAUGAAAUUAUUGACAUGGAGUAACAGACAAUUUGUUCCA